This is a messenger RNA of Cynoglossus semilaevis (tongue sole), 4700 nucleotides long. RefSeq names its product cryptochrome-1-like. The record is from RefSeq and is a predicted model, not a curated record. Gene Ontology annotation, molecular function: FAD binding; DNA binding. The coding region runs from base 199 to 2181 and encodes 660 amino acids. The transcript has 15 exons. Gene Ontology annotation, cellular component: nucleus; cytoplasm. Gene Ontology annotation, biological process: circadian regulation of gene expression; negative regulation of DNA-templated transcription; entrainment of circadian clock by photoperiod. NCBI's taxonomy places the organism in Eukaryota, Metazoa, Chordata, Actinopteri, Pleuronectiformes, Cynoglossidae.
AGUGAGUCAAACUCUUAUGAAACAAAGUAGUGCAGCUGCAGAAAACAGGUACAGGGAGACGAGAGAGAUUCUCUGGCUGAUCUACAGGCAACCGCUAGGCACACGACAAUUUCCUGCACACCAAAACCAAAGGAAGAUAUGCUACUUUCUUUGGGCUUGACAUAGAUAUCACCCCGGCGGAGCCAGCACAAGAAUACCAUGGCCCGAAAUUCCAUCCACUGGUUCCGAAAAGGCCUCCGUCUCCAUGACAACCCUGCACUACGGGAGGCUGUUCGAGGUGCAGACACAGUACGCUGCGUUUACUUCUUAGACCCAUGGUUCGCAGGCUCCUCUAAUGUCGGUGUCAACAGGUGGAGGUUCCUCCUGCAGUGUUUGGAAGAUCUGGACGCCAGCCUUCGCAAGCUCAACUCUCGCCUUUUUGUCAUCAGGGGCCAACCUGCCAAUGUUUUCCCACGGCUUUUCAAGGAGUGGAAGAUCUCUCGACUAACCUUUGAAUACGAUUCCGAGCCUUUUGGCAAGGAGAGAGAUGCUGCCAUCAAGAAGCUGGCCAUGGAGGCCGGAGUGGAGGUCAAUGUCAAGAUAUCGCACACACUCUAUGACCUCGACAGGAUCAUCGAGCUGAACGGCGGGCAGCCUCCUCUCACUUACAAGCGUUUCCAGACGCUGAUCAGUCGACUGGAUCCUCCUGAGAUGCCUGCUGAGACGAUGACUGACUCCACCAUGGGUGGCUGUGUGACACCCAUCUCAGACGACCAUGGAGACAAAUAUGGAGUUCCAUCCCUGGAGGAACUAGGCUUCGACACUGAGGGCCUGCCUACUGCUGUGUGGCCAGGAGGGGAAACUGAGGCUUUGACCAGGAUUGAGCGCCACCUUGAAAGAAAAGCUUGGGUGGCGAAUUUCGAGCGUCCUAGAAUGAACGCCAACUCGCUGCUAGCCAGUCCAACGGGCCUCAGCCCCUACCUACGCUUUGGCUGCCUUUCCUGUCGCCUUUUCUACUUCAAGCUCACUGACCUCUACCGCAAGGUAAAGAAGAACAGCUCCCCUCCGCUCUCUCUGUAUGGUCAGUUAUUGUGGCGCGAGUUCUUCUACACCGCAGCGACCAACAACCCGCGCUUUGACAAGAUGGAGGGGAACCCCAUUUGUGUGCGCAUCCCCUGGGACAAAAACCCUGAGGCACUUGCCAAAUGGGCAGAGGCUAAGACAGGCUUUCCCUGGAUCGACGCCAUCAUGACUCAGCUGAGGCAGGAGGGCUGGAUCCAUCACCUGGCCAGACACGCGGUGGCCUGUUUUCUCACCAGGGGUGACCUUUGGAUCAGCUGGGAGGAAGGAAUGAAGGUCUUUGAGGAGUUGCUGCUGGACGCAGACUGGAGCGUGAACGCAGGCAGCUGGAUGUGGCUGUCCUGCAGUUCAUUUUUCCAACAGUUUUUUCACUGCUACUGCCCUGUGGGCUUUGGGAGGCGUACUGACCCUAAUGGGGACUUCAUCAGGCGUUACUUACCUGUCCUCCGAGGUUUUCCUGCUAAGUAUAUCUACGACCCAUGGAACGCCCCCGAGUCGGUGCAGGCUGCGGCCAAGUGUGUAAUCGGCGUCCAUUAUCCCAAGCCCAUGGUUCAUCACGCUGAGGCGAGCCGGCUCAACAUUGAGAGGAUGAAGCAGAUCUACCAGCAACUCAGCCGAUACAGAGGACUGGGCCUGCUGGCGUCAGUGCCGUCCACGAAUGGCAAUGGAAAUGGAGGAAUGAUGGCUUACUCUCCUGGAGAGCAGCAGCCAGGGACCAACGGCAACAGUAACACCGUGCAUUUACCUGCAGUGUCAGGGAGCUCCGUUGCAACCAGUAACGGCAGCGGGAGCAUUCUGCUCAAUUUUGACAGUGAAGAACAGACGCGACCUAAUAGUGUUGGACAACGACAGCAACCACUACAGCAGUGUGUUUGCCAGGCCUGCUGGCGUCAGUUUUACCACUCAGUGCCAGACACCAGCCAGAUCAUCACCAGCAGUCGACUCUACCAUGAGUUUGCUGUGCCUCAACACCCAGGAAUCUUCUUGCACACCAGGGGAGGCAGCAUCACAGGGAAACGGGAGCGAGAGAGUGAACGUGAAGGUUCAGGAGAGGAAGAGACGGCGUCCUGCUCUCUGCAUAAAAUGCAGAGGCAGAGUGCACAGACCACCCCGAGUCAGUGACAGCUACACUGACGUUAUUGUCCAGGCAGCAGAGAAAGGAAAAUCCAACAUCAAUCUGUCAUCAACAAACAGGUCCAGACACGACAUCGGCACGUCUGAAACUGCUGUUGACCUGACAACGAAAGAACCACGUAGACCUGAAGUCUUUUUAUCUGAACAUGAGUAUUUCAGAGAAAAAAAGCGACACUGAAUAUAAGCCACGCCCACAGUUGGUUAACAUGCCGUAAUGACAGGCACUGGACCAGUUAUUCCAACCUUCAUCCAUCGUCGCUCUAAUCCACGGUCCAUGCACACCUGGUCCCCCCCCCUUCCUCCCCCCAUAUUUUCACUCUCACAGUUUGCUAAUUAUAGCAUUUGUUUUCAUAAACUGAGGCUUUAUUUCCGUGAAGUACGGAGUAACAUGAUGUUGUUUUUCUGGAACCUGCGGCCUCCAGCCGACAACGUGACCCAGGUUUAACCCCAGAACAGUACAGUAGGCCGGGGUGUUCUCCGUGUUUUCUCCAUGCUCCAUGUUACACAGGCGACCUCAGCUUAGAAACCGACUUAAUACUUUGAUACACACGUGUGUGUGUGUGGACGUGUCUCAGGCGGUCAACGAAAAAGCGCUUGUAAAUAGGCUAACAAAACAACAGAGUCCAGGAUGCCAAUGGUGUAUUCAUCAUUAUUAUUAUUAUUAUUAUUAUUGUUAUUAUUGAUACAGUGACAUCAGUCCAGUUUGUACACACGUUACUAGCUUUGAAGGUCAUUUCAGGAGGCAAGCACAACGUCCUGGAGGUCCAGUAGAGCAGGUCCUUCACCACGACACAGAUUUACCCUUGUUUUAAUGGGAACACUGUACCACUCUUUGAUUUGUACCGGCAGCUACAAGGUGUGAUUACUUUUUUCUUUCAGUAUUCAGUGGACGUAGUACGUAUUAGUACUUCAGCUUUGUGCAUUUACACAUGUAGCUCUCUGUGUUGUUUAUACUUAGUGGUGAUGUGGCUUUCUUUUGUGCUUUUCUUUUUCUUUUUUUUUUUCUUUUUGUUUUUUUAGAAGUUAGCUGAACACACACACUCACACUGGGUCAAGUCAUUUUCACACCACUGUUGUAAAUAAACAGAUUCUAUCAUGAUGGGCAGACAAACAUGAGCGGGCUCUGUUCUGUGCAGUGACCCAGAAAUACAGUUAUCACUGCUUUACUUUUUUUAACGUCUGACUCAGUAAGAACUGGGUCACAGUGUCUGUCUCCUGAAGACAGAUUUACAGGCACUUCAUGAAGAGAACGUCCCCACACACUGCUGCCCACUGUUCACGUUGGUGAUGGGUUAAAGCAGAGGUCACAUUUGGUUGUGUGUAGUGAUCAGCUGUGUCACAAUCACAAGGAGUUCGCUUUCCUUUCCUUCAAAGCAUCACAGAUUAAAAUAAUGUGUAAAAAUGACGCAGUUUGGCGGUUUUGGACGACUCAGCCUCUCCAGACUAAAACCCUGGGUUUUUCAUUUGAUGGGAACUUGGAUGUGUAUGUGUGUUUUACAUUCUGCUGUGAAACAACCAGAUCAAGUGUAAUGUCACAUGAUUACAUGAUAUCUCAGAGACAGACUCAACAGAAAUGAAUGGAGAAAAUAAGAGAACUUUGGUGAAAAAUAAACCAAGAGAAACCAAUUCUGUAAAUCCAUCUAAUGGAGGAUUUCCUCAGUAGGAAUAGAAACUGGCUAUGAAUUAUUAUUUACAAUCCAGCGGCUGUUGACCAUCACCAGCCUUUAGUUAUAUUUAAAUAUUACCUGUAGUCUACAAUUGCUAAAAAUCAAAAAUCAUUAAAAUGAAGGAACGACUUAAAUGAUGUACAAUUUAAAUUAAAAAAAAAUAGUGUAAGUAUUUCAGUAUUUGAAAUGUAUGCUUAAUGCAUACACUCGGAGUAAUAAAACCCAAAUAACCCUAACCUUUUAUACACAUAUAUGUGUAUAAAUAUAUAUAUAUAUAUUUAUAUCUAUAUAUAUUUAUAAAUAUAUGUAAAGGUGUUUGUACAUAUGUGUAAAUAUAUAUAGAUAUAUUGGUAUAUAUACUGUAUGCAUACAGAGACAUUAACGCAGCCUUAACGUAUGCAGGUUUUCAUUUUUUUCACAAAUCUGCUGACUUAUAUAAUAACAAACUUAAUAUAUUUGGAAACGUAACUGUAAAAGGAGAAGUGAGAGAGAGUGGUUUCCAACUUGGUUUUGUCGACUCUCUGCUUAUUCUUUUGGUUUCCCACAUUCCCCCAACCUGAGAACGGGAGCGUCAGGAGGCGGGACCCGACCAGCAGCACCAGAACCUGUGUACCUCUGUAGUGCUUCUGUGUUAUAGUUCUCUGUGUCCUCAGGAAGAUUCAACACUGCUUGUACUUUUUGUAAGUUUUUAUUGCUUUUGUUUUUCUUUCUAUUCGUUCUCCGUGACAUGAAGGUGAAAACACACGCUCGCUGUGACAUCGUGCUAUCUCCGUCUCUCCUCGUGUUGUGAAAGGCUUUCUAUCGUGACAGAACAUUAAAAUUGUUACAACUUCAUCGUCA